CGUGGACUGAAGAAGGUCUAAGUGGGUCAGUUCUUCGGAAAGUUUGGACCACUGAAGGAGCAAGAUGUUCUUUGUUCACGCUCUGCUUCUGUGCAGUUUGUCUGCAGCAGACUUCAGUGGGAUUUCACAGCCUGUUUCUGUCCGAUCUGUGGGGCUCGGAGACUCUGUCACCAUCCAGUGUUACGUUGAGGGAAACCUGGAUAGAGUGUGGUACAGACUGACAUCAGCCCAGGUGCUGCAGUUCGUGGCCUCUUUCACUUCCAGAUUUUCUCAUGUGGAAAUGUCUGACGACAUCAAGGGUCGAUAUUCAGUUGAAGCUGUUGGGACUAAGCAUCAUCUGAAGAUAUCACCAACCACCUGGACAGACGUGGGAACUUACUACUGUGGCGUGAUACAGUUAGAUCGUGUCCAUUUUGGAGGAGGAACAUCUCUGAUGCUGAAAGGUGCAAACAUGUCCAGUCACUCUGUGGUGCAGCGUCCUCCGUCUCUGUUGGUGAAGCCGGGAGACUCUGUGACUCUUGAGUGUUCAGUUCUUCACACGGACCUCUGUUCACAAGAACACACCAGCGUCAUGUGGCUGAAAACUCCAAAGAAACCUCCUGCAGAGAUUGUUCACAGGUCUGGGAGAGAUGAGAGUCACUGCACAAAUGAGGCAUGUGAGUACGAGUUCCUCCUGAAGAACCUGAGCUCUGAAGAUGCUGGAACCUUCUACUGUGUAGCUGCUGCAUGUGGACAAGUUCUGCUGGGCGACGGGACUGUGCUGAACAUCACCAGCCGUAAUAUAAAACACCCUUUAUAA
Messenger RNA from Synchiropus splendidus (mandarinfish), 799 nucleotides. RefSeq names its product signal-regulatory protein beta-2-like. The transcript has 3 exons. Gene Ontology annotation, biological process: response to bacterium. The coding region runs from base 65 to 799 and encodes 244 amino acids. The record is from RefSeq and is a predicted model, not a curated record. NCBI's taxonomy places the organism in Eukaryota, Metazoa, Chordata, Actinopteri, Syngnathiformes, Callionymidae.